CGUAGAAGGGCGGACACAGGGCGGGAAUACGCGCAUGCGCAGUGCUGCGAGAGGUGCGGGUGCCGUGAGGGGGCUGACAGCAGCUCACGCCAUACUGGCCACCCAUUGGGUCAAACAUGCUAAGAGCCAAGGAUGCUCUUCUGUGCCUGCAGUCCUGCCGUUGCUUCUGCCCAACACAGCUUUCAGCCUGCAGGCUCACAUGGCGCUCACUGCACCGUCAGCCACUGCACCCUGAAUGGGCUGCCCUUGCUGAAAAGCAGCUGAAAGGCAAGAAUCCAAAGGAUUUAAUUUGGCAUACCCCAGAGGGGAUCAACAUCAAGCCCUUGUACUCCAAAAGGGACACAGAAGAGCUUCCUGAGGAGCUGCCAGGGGUGAAACCUUUCACUCGAGGACCCUACCCAACCAUGUACACAUACAGGCCGUGGACCAUCCGCCAGUAUGCUGGCUUCAGCACUGUGGAGGAGAGCAACAGGUUCUACAAGGACAACAUUAAAGCUGGCCAACAGGGAUUGUCUGUUGCUUUUGAUUUAGCCACCCAUCGUGGCUACGAUUCAGAUAACCCACGAGUUCGAGGCGAUGUUGGAAUGGCUGGAGUUGCCAUCGAUACGGUAGAAGACACCAAAAUCCUUUUUGAUGGAAUUCCUUUAGAGAAAAUGUCAGUUUCUAUGACAAUGAAUGGGGCAGUCAUCCCUGUGCUGGCAACGUUCAUUGUAACUGGGGAAGAGCAGGGAGUGCCUCAGGCCAAGCUGACAGGGACAAUCCAGAACGACAUACUGAAGGAGUUCAUGGUCCGAAACACGUACAUCUUCCCUCCAGAGCCAUCAAUGAGGAUUAUUGCUGACAUCUUCCAGUACACCUCAAAGUAUAUGCCAAAAUUUAAUUCCAUCUCAAUCAGUGGAUACCAUAUGCAAGAGGCAGGAGCUGAUACCAUUCUGGAAUUGGCUUAUACUAUAGCAGAUGGCUUGGAAUACUGCAGAACUGGACUGAAAGCCGGCCUUACCAUUGAUGAAUUUGCACCAAGGCUCUCCUUCUUCUGGGGAAUUGGCAUGAAUUUCUAUAUGGAAAUAGCUAAGCUUCGAGCAGGGAGGAAGCUAUGGGCUCACUUGAUAGAGAAAAAGUUCAAUUCCAAGAAUCCCAAAUCUCUGCUGCUUAGAGCUCACUGUCAGACUUCAGGCUGGUCACUCACUGAGCAGGAUCCCUUUAACAAUGUUAUUCGCACUACGAUUGAAGCAAUGGCUGCAGUGUUUGGAGGCACCCAGUCACUGCAUACAAAUUCAUUUGAUGAAGCUUUGGGUUUGCCUACAGUGAAGAGUGCUCGCAUUGCUCGCAAUACACAGAUCAUAAUACAGGAGGAGUCAGGGAUUCCAAAAGUGGCAGACCCCUGGGGGGGAUCCUUCCUGAUGGAGUGCCUCACCAAUGAUGUCUAUGAGGCUGCUUUGAAGCUCAUUGAGGAGAUUGAAGAAAUGGGUGGAAUGGCCAAAGCUGUCGCUGAGGGAAUUCCCAAACUUCGUAUUGAAGAGUGUGCAGCCCGAAGGCAAGCCAGGAUUGACUCUGGUUCUGAAGUAAUUGUUGGAGUAAACAAAUAUCAGCUAGAAAAAGAGGAGGCAGUUGAAGUUCUGGCUAUUGAUAAUUCUUCAGUCCGUAACAAGCAGAUUGAGAAGAUUAAUAAGGUGAAGGCCAGCAGAGACCCCGCAGCAGCUCAGCGAUGCCUUGAUGCUCUAACACAGUGUGCAGCCACAGGUGAAGGCAAUAUCCUGGCUCUUGCAGUGGAAGCAGCACGUUCAAGGUGCACCGUUGGAGAAAUAACAGAUGCAAUGAAGAAGGUGUUUGGGGAGCACAAAGCCAGUGACCGAAUGGUGAGCGGAGCUUACCGACAGGAGUUUGGGGAGAGUGAUGAAAUCCUUCAUGCUAUCAACAGAGUUACCAAGUUCAUGGAUCGCGAGGGGCGCAGGCCCCGGAUACUGGUUGCAAAGAUGGGCCAAGAUGGCCACGACAGAGGAGCUAAAGUUAUUGCUACAGGAUUUGCAGACAUUGGCUUUGAUGUGGACAUAGGUCCCCUCUUCCAGACUCCUCGCGAGGUGGCCCAGCAGGCUGUUGAUGCAGAUGUGCACUGUGUUGGUGUGAGCACACUGGCAGCAGGUCAUAAAACUCUCGUGCCUGAACUCAUCAAAGAACUCGAUGCCCUCGACCGCCCAGACAUUCUUGUUAUAUGCGGAGGUGUCAUCCCACCCCAGGAUUAUGAUUUCCUACAUAAAGCUGGUGUUACCAAAGUGUUUGGCCCAGGGACUCGUAUUCCUAAAGCAGCUGUCCAGGUAUUGGAUGAUAUUGAGAAAUGCCUGGAGAAGAGGCAGCAGUCCAUGUAAUGCUGAAAUGCAGCACUAUUCACCCAGCCUUACGUUAAUCACUUUGGGAAUGUAAUCAUCAGCGAAGGACGGCCAGCCACGUUCCUUUGGUUCCCCACGACCUGGUGCUUUGUGCUUUCUAAGAAAGUUGUAAAUUCUCUGCUUGUUCUGCUUGAGGAUUAUUUAUGUAUUUACCCACAAAAAAAAAAAAUUAUCUCUGAAACUAUUAAUUCAAGGAAUCAAGGGAAUUCAGGAGGUGGGUUUGCUGUUGGUUUGUUUUUUUGUUUUUUAGAUACACUGAUAAAUAAAAUAUCAGCUCAAGCUCUUUGGUUGACCUCUUUUGCAUCCAGAUAACCAUCUGAAUUUUGGAAUCAUAUAUUUGGCAGGCAUGGGAGUCUUCAGGCAAAAUUACUAAAGUUCAGCAGAGAUGUGAUUGACUUAAGCAGCACUUUGGUGUUAAUGUUAAUCAGACUCAGUUCACUUUAGAAAUAAGUAAGUAGAUAAAACAUAGUUUUUCUAAGUUCAUGGUUUGUUUAAUAAGACAGUAAUGUUGUAUCUGGCAGUAACCAAUAUAGGAGCAGCUGUGCACCUUUUGCCUACAUCAUUGCUCCUGUGCUUCACUUUUUCUCAAAUAAAUCAUAGAAUCAAAGAA
This is a messenger RNA of Lagopus muta (rock ptarmigan), 2994 nucleotides long. It is a transcript of the gene MMUT, whose product is annotated as methylmalonyl-CoA mutase. NCBI's taxonomy places the organism in Eukaryota, Metazoa, Chordata, Aves, Galliformes, Phasianidae. Gene Ontology annotation, cellular component: mitochondrion. Gene Ontology annotation, molecular function: metal ion binding; cobalamin binding; methylmalonyl-CoA mutase activity. The coding region runs from base 117 to 2363 and encodes 748 amino acids. The transcript is spliced from 13 exons. The record is from RefSeq and is a predicted model, not a curated record.